Molecule: messenger RNA, 3624 nt
Organism: Cordyceps fumosorosea ARSEF 2679
Lineage: Eukaryota; Fungi; Ascomycota; Sordariomycetes; Hypocreales; Cordycipitaceae
Product: LysM domain-containing protein
Exons: 8
Coding region: 1-3624 (1207 amino acids)
Molecular function (GO): hydrolase activity
Source: RefSeq, a predicted model, not a curated record
AUGUUCUGGCUUCAAUUCUUGUGCUUCUCUGCAGCGUUGCUGCUACUAUCGACCGCGCAACAAUUUUCGCAAUUCACCUAUGCCUACGAAGCGCUCGGUUUGAGCGAGACUUGCUUCGCAGCCGUCAACGCCACGGUUCAAGGAUGCUCUGACCUACUGCCAACUCAUGUCUCAUUCGAUAGCAAUCCUCGGCUAUUAGGAAAAGCCGAGCUAGAGGAGCUUUGCGUGCCCAGCUGCGGCAAAGCGCUCGCGGAUGUCAAGUCGAGCAUCAACGAAGCAUGCGCAACAGAUUCUAUAGUGAAAAACGGCCAGACGUUUCCGGCAACUCUAAUGGUCGAAUACAUGCUGUACAGCUACACUAUGUCAUGCCGCAAAGAUUCCUCCUCCGGUCAGUUCUGUGAUGUUCUCUACCAAAAACACCGAGAUCAGCCAUCGCAAGACCUGGUAUGCUCUGACUGCCAGCUUGGGGCUUGGAAAGAUGAGCUGGAGUCUCCUAUUGGCUAUGACGCGCAGUAUGCAGAGGAAUUUAUCGCACUCACCGCCUCAUGUAAGGCUAACGGAUAUGCCUUUAAAACACCGUCAUAUUCGAUCCAUCAGCCGGUCCCAACCUCCUCACCACCUGCGUGGAGCUGUGAGACGCCGUACGUGGUCGGUGGUGAUGACUCUUGCUCGAUCUUGGCGCAAAAGCUCAAUGUGACGGAAUAUGGCAUCUCCGACUUGAAUGGACUGAGCCUUGAUUGCGAUCCACUUCCUGUGGGCAAGACAAUAUGCCUCCCGCCAAUGUGCAAGAUACACAAGGUCAAGGUGGCGGAUGAGAUCAACGAACUCGCGGCUAGAUACGAGGUGACCGUGGGACAGCUCGUGGCUUGGAAUCCCAUGAUCAGGCUUGACGGCAGUAACCUUUACGACCUUUUCGGGCGUUCAAUCUGCAUCAGUUCCCCGGGUGGAGGGGCCAACGUCGAUGAAGGCAGGCCCCAGAAAGCCGUGUCGGUCCCGGAAAACGCCCACGGAGAAUCCAACAAGAAUUGUGGCAAGUGGUAUACAGUCAAGAAGGGUGACAGCUGCGCAAAGAUCAGUCUGGCCAACAGUAUCUCUCUCGACGACUUUUACUUUCUCAACCCUGGUGUCGACAAGCAGUGCUACAACCUGUGGCUCGACUAUGCCUACUGCGCACAGGCUGUCGGUGACAUAACCGCUUACCCCGGCUACCCGGUACGGGUGCCAUCAACAACCUUUACUCGCCCGGAGCCGACUCCAACUAGCCCCCCGGAAGAAAAGCCACUGGCACCCGGUACCAUUAAAAACUGCUUUAAAUAUGCCCCAGGUUACGACAUAUGGUAUUUUGACCAUGAUGAAAUCAACGCCUGUGACACCUUCGGGCGCAUAUACGACGUUACUGUGGACGCGCUUAGAGAAUGGAACCCAAGCUUGUCUGCGAAUACCUGCUUGUUCUCAAAGGACCACCAAUACUGUGUACAGAAAGAGGAAGUUGAAAGAACGGUCCCUGAAGAGCCAAAGCAGUGGUGCGUUAAGCUGCCCGCCGGUGCCAUGAUUGAGCCCGGGACAGCCGAAGAUUGUAAUUGCUUCUCAUUUAUUCGCUCCUGGGAGGUUGAAUACAAUGUCACUUGUGAGGGGACAGCUGCCGCCGUCGAGCUCGACGUGGCCACCUUCAGGUCAAUCAAUCCGUGGCUGUCUGAAGCGUCCUGCUCUGCCGACUUGGUGGCCGGACUUGACGCAGAAAAAGAUAAAAAGUUUUUCUGCGCUGGGGCUCCCAGUCUUCACCCAAGACCAACAGCCGCAGCCACGGCAGCGUCGUCUUCCGACACAACUUCCAGCUCAACGUCGAUGUCAUCGACACCUUCCUCCGUCGUCGCGAAGCCAACAUUUACUGGCGGCACAGGUGCAACACCUAGCCCUACACAGUCAGGCAUGGCCAAUACUUGUGACCGCUUCCACUAUGUACCCAAGGGCGGCCAGUCCUGCGAAAGCAUCGCGUCGGAGAAUGGCAUCAGCGUAGUCGACUUGGGCAAUUGGAACGCGAUAGCCGGUAACGACUGCACGCAACUGAGCGUGAAUUCGUAUGCAUGCGUCGGCGCUAAGAACUCGUACGGCUUCCAGCAAGACAUGGCAGGCUGGACCCUGUACGGUGACGCGUACAGCGUCAGCGACGGAAACCUGGUCGCGAGAAGCUCUAAUGGUGACAAGGCCAUUCUGAGUACGCCCUGGACCAACUUUGACGCGAGCAUGGACGUCAAGCUGGAUGGCGAAACGGGCGACGCGGGAUUCAUCUUCCGCGGCUCCAACAUGGGCACAGGUGCCGACGCCUACGACGGCUACUACGCCGGCAUCAGCGCGGCUGGCUGGCUUAUCCUUGGCCGUGUCGUCAACGGCGUAUGGAGCCAGCUCGGCUGGUCCAACACGGAUGUGCCCAGGAAUGCAUGGCAGAAGCUGCGCGUGCGCGCCAACCGCGACAAGAUUGAGAUUUACCUGGGCAACGGCCGGACGCCGCUCAUCACCGCGCAGGACAAUACGUUUAGCAGCGGUCUCCUGGGCACUCGCGUCUACUGGACAGGCGCGUCCUUCAAGGGUCUGUCCAUCUUGCCGUCUCGGUUGGAGGAUUUCCAGAGCAUGCCUGACGAUUGGAGCACGUACGGUCGCCCCUUCAACAUGGAACCCAACGGUAUGGUUGUCGUGGCCGAGGGUGAGGCGCGUGCGACAAACCCCACCAAGUACGCGAGUGUUAAGGUUGAGGCAAACUUGUCCAUCAUGAACAAAGGAGCCGGCGAGUCGGGUAUUCUCUUUCGCGCAUCCAAUGUGAGCGAAAGCAGCUACCGCGGCUACUACGCGUAUCUGAGUCUCGACAAUGGCGUCGUGUUGGGUCGGCAGGACGAGUCUGGCUGGAAGCAACUCCGGAAUGCAAAGGUUGAACUGAGGCGGGAGACGGUCUACAAUCUGCGCGUCGUAGCCUCUGGCUCGUGGAUUGCGGUUUACCUGGAUGGUGAGAUGAAGUUUAGCGCCGACGACGCCUCCUUCAUGAGAGGCGUCGCGGGGCUCCAGUCCUCCUCGGCGCGGACGCAGUUCCAAAACAUGUACAUCACCGGCCAGCCAUCGUACCGCGUCAUGGACGACUUCUCCGACGGCACCAUGUCCGGGUGGCAGGUAUACUCUGGCGAAUUCGACGCCUCAUCGCAGGCUCUCGUCGCCAAGAGCGCGUCGGAUGGCAAGGCCGCGCUUGAUAGCUUCUUUUCCAACGUGGCCAUGAGCAUGGACAUUGCGUUCCCCGAUGGCGGCGGCGGCGGCGACGCGGGUUUCAUCUUCCGCGUCGCCGAGCUGGGGCCUGGUGGUGACGAUCUGCGCGGAUACUACGCGGGCCUCUCGCGUGACGGGUCGGUCAUCGUCGCGCGCAUGGACCGCGGCUGGACGGAGCUCAAGAGAGGCAAGACUUGGGAGGUCCAGGGGCCGACAAAGAUGACUGUGUCUGCCGAAGGGGACAAGAUUCGCGUAGUGGUCAAUAGGCAGGUGGUGGUGGACACGACGGACAGCAUGUUUGCGGGAGGUUUGGUGGGCGUCAGGACGUAUCAGGCCGACGUUAGCUUUGACAACCUGUGGGUUAGAGACUUGUGA